AUGGCCAACAUGAAUGACAACAUUUUCACAGACAACACGCGGGCAAGUGCCUCCCAGGUUGCGCUCGUCGUGAUUUCCGUGGAGCGUGGUGCCGAGUUGCAAACUGAGGAGGUCCUGAUGCACGCCUCGAGAUGGAAGGUGCCUGUUGUCUUUGCGCUCAACAAAAUCGACCUUCCCGACUCCCACCUCGAACUCACGCGAGCUGAACUCCGGCGGCAGUGUCAGCUCCUUCAUGAGCAUGGAUUGGUGGACGUAGAUUGGACAAAGGAGGCAGAGGAAGCGAUCCCAAUCUCAGCCUUGUAUCGGCAAAACUUGGAGGCGCUGGUGGCCAAAGUGCAAGCCGCAGCCGAUGCCCUGCCCCAGUUGCCACUUCGACCGGCCCAGCCCCUCACGAUCACGCCUGGAGAGGCCCAGCAAUCCAGGAACGUGCAGCGUCGCACCGAUUUCCUUGUCGGGGUGGAGGCUCCACCGACCGCCGUGGCACUGAUACUCGAGGUCUCCAAGCCCGGCGAAGAGCAAGGCGAGAUGAUGCUGACUGCCCUCGUGCGUGCGGGGCGCUUGGUGGUCGGUCAGUUCUUUGUAGCUGGCACCGCUUUUGGCAGGAUCACGAACCUCUCAGUGGCCACUGGCCUCGAGCGCAACCGGCUGUGGCUGAAGUGUGACCAUGCUGGUGUUGGAGUGGCCGUACAGCUGACGGGUCUUCGCACAAGGAAAGUUGGCGGGGAUUGCGCCGUGGAUGACCUUCUCUUUGCUUUACCACGCGAGCGUGCAUGGCGUCUCUGUGAGCACCGACAGCGGAUCGAGCAGCUCAUGGCGUGCCAGGUAUUCGGCCCGCCUUUGGAGGUCGCAUGGGAGAACGAUGCGCAGAUCCAGUCCCGCACACAAGCAGCUUUCGAGCGAGAGGCAGUGGACUAUCCGGAGAAGCACGCAGGCAGCGCUUAUGACCGCCGCUGGGACCAGCCAGCCGUGGAGGAGGUCUCUGGCCUGGGUCCAGCAUUCAGCAACGACACACGUCGCGACUUUCAAGCUCCGUUCACGCCGGAGAGCUCUGCAGAGCAUGCCGAGCGUGCCCCGCGUGAAGCUGCACCUCCUCGGUUGGCCUCACGCUUUCAGGUGCUCCAACCGAGCGCAGAUGCAGAGGCCGCAGGCGCUGACGGGAGCCGAACAGAUGCGCCACGGCAUGGUCGCCGAAGCCGCCAGCGAGUGGGUUCAGGUGCUUGGAGUGCAGACCCUGAGACAGUACAGCCUGAGCGCGACUUUGUCUAUUACGUCGACCGGAAGAGCUGGGAUGAGGAGUCCGAGAUCGACACUAAGCGGGUUCAGGCCCGGUGGCAGGGUCGCGACAAGGACCGCUGGGAAGAAGAGCGGCGCAAGGAGAAGAUGCGCCAGGACGAGCAGCAAAUGGCGGAGCGCAUUCGCAGGGAAGCUUUCGGUGAGGUCCAAGCGCAGUCUGAGGAGGAGGAGGAUGUUGACGUGGAAGAGCAUGAGCCAGGCGAUGACGAAGGGCCAGUGGUGCCCCUGCCGCGGCGAAAGGUGCAGGUUAUCCCGAUUAUCCUCAAGACUAAGAGUGUGAGCCAGUUCGACAUGCUCAUGGAGGAGAUCGACAACGUUCAGGAGACGUAUGGGGUACGAAUCGUCAUCGUGCAUGGAGGCCUUGGGCCCGUCAUCCCCAAGGACAUUGUGCACGCGGAGGUGGAGAAACGCUAUGGCUACUGCCCCAUCUACGCUUUUCAGGUAGGUGCCAACCCAUCUGCAGUGGGACAGGCAGAUGCUGAGCAAAUUGACAUUCGCCGCUUUGAUGUGUUCACCGAGCUCAUUGGUGACUUGGUGGAGCGCUGUGAGCGCAUCAGCGAGAAGCGGAGUCUGCAACGCUACGCUGUGGCUCUGAGGCAUGAAACUCCGUCCUCCUAG
Molecule: messenger RNA, 1911 nt
Organism: Symbiodinium natans
Lineage: Eukaryota; Dinophyceae; Suessiales; Symbiodiniaceae
Source: the annotation of a GenBank genome assembly